Oncorhynchus mykiss (rainbow trout) is the source of this 4840-nucleotide messenger RNA. The record is from RefSeq and is a predicted model, not a curated record. Lineage: Eukaryota; Metazoa; Chordata; Actinopteri; Salmoniformes; Salmonidae.
CACACUCUAGCAGCGUCUAUAUGCUCGGGAAGCUCGCGGAGACGCAUCUGCAGUCUAGGUCAACGCAAGGCAGGAUAAAAAAUAAAGAGGGAUAUAAACAAAAAACUACCAGGAUUUUUAAAACUCUGGAUUACUUGAAAAUGGCUGAAUUGUCUAUGCGUUAUUUAUAACACUUUUAAAGCUCAGGCUGGAUAUAUUUGGAUAGACAACUCCACAAUAUGAACUUCGGUCGCCGAUAAAGGAACCAAGCAAAAUAACUACUUCUAUCAAGAACAUCGCGCGUAUUAUUUCCGAAUCUUCCGCAUACAUAUUAGUAGGCUUAAGUUUACCAUUUGAUAUUCAUAAGUAGUAGACAUUUUUUAUUUUGUUGCGCUCAAGCUUUUCUCUGGUGCCUGUUGACGAGGUGAUAUCUGUGGAUACUGGAGAAGCAGCUCGCGGGCUACCUGAUCUCUUCAUGCACAAAAGCAAGACACGAGCUAAUGACACAGAAGCUUUUCGUGCUCACCAUUACGCUUUCUGACAGAGUUGUGAGUUUUCUGACCAAGGUUCCGAAAUGUUAGUCUAUUUCAGGUGCCUUUUUGACGCAUGAUUAGCCUAACUUAUUACGCAUUAGGCCUACUGAAGUUCUGAUGUUAGGCUGUAAUUAAACUGCAAAUCUGUUGAAUAUGUCCUAUUGUUUGUGUUUGAAAUUAUAACAUUGAACUUAAGUUGUUUAUUUCAUUGCUCGAGGCUGCGUUCUAAAACUGUUGGAAUUCAGCCGGUUGGCUAAGCCAGACCCAGGCUCAGACCUAGCCAAUAUGACUAUUAGUGGAGUGGACGUCCUGCAGGAAUCUCUAUGCCACGCUCCGUUUUAAAGGAGCAUAACCCAGCAUUGUCAGACCCUAAUGCCCAAAUGUCUCCCCGCUCCAGUGUUGCUGCGUGACCCAGUCACAUGUCUAGAAUGAGCACUGAUCUAGAGCGUAUGUCGCUCAACUCCUCCUCCGCCAACUCGGUGGCCUCGAGUGCCCGCACGCUGUCAGCCAAUGUCAAGAAGCUGCACAACGCGCUCAACCUGCUGCUCAACGAAUUGGAGCGGGAGCAGUUCAUCCACUGCCUCAACGUGUACCACUCCAAGCGUAAUGUCUACGACCUGGUUCAAACACUUAAAGUCAUCCUCAAUGCGCCCAGCAAACGCCAACUUCUGCCCAUGCUACGACAGGUCAUUCCCCGCUCAGACCAGCUUUUGUUUGACCAGCACACCUCGGAGGGCCUUUACUUGAAAUCGGAUUUACUUGCCAGAAAUGGGAGCGCCGAAGCGUUGGGCGAAGUUCCCAGUGGGAGUCCAACACCUCCUGGGCAUUUCUUGCCAACCCCUCCCGGAUCUCAAGUUGCGAUGCGCGGCUCUCCGGAUAGUUUCAGCACCAGCAGUGAUGGGACAGCUCCCCUCGUCCCGCUGCUCGGGAGAGGCUUUCUGCACGAGCCUCCAGGAGAGGUUCGACAAGUGACCCUGAAACGGCACAAGAGCAACGAGGGCUUGGGUUUCAGUAUCCGCGGAGGAUCGGAGCACGGGGUCGGGAUCUAUGUGUCUCUGGUGGAGCCGGGAUCCCUUGCCGAAAAGGAGGGACUAAGGAUUGGGGAUCAGAUUAUGAAAGUCAACAACACAGUGUUCGAUAAAGUCACCCAUGCCGAAGCAGUGAAGGUGUUGAAGGGCAGUAAGAAGCUGUCCCUGUGGGUGCGGUCGGUGGGGCGUAUCCCGGGGGGUUAUGUCACUAAUCAUGUGUACACCUGGGUGGACCCUCAGGGUCGCAGUGUGACCCCUCCCCCUGACCUUCCAGAGCACCGCAGUGCCACCCUGAGACGCAACGACAGCCAGCGACGCAGCAACAUGCAGCUACUGCAGGAGGGAGACGAGAAGAAGGUGAACUUGGUAUUGGACGAUGGCCGUUCGCUGGGUCUGAUGAUCCGGGGUGGGGCAGAGUAUGCCUUGGGGAUCUACAUCACAGGAGUGGACCGGGGCUCUGCUGCAGAGUGUGGAGGACUCAAGGUGGGUGACCAGAUCCUGGAGGUGAACGGGCGCAGCUUCCUGGGCAUCCCACAUGACGAGGCGGUGCGCAUGCUCAAGUCGUCGCGCCACCUGAUGAUGACGGUGAAGGAUGUGGGGCGCCUGCCGCACGCCAGGACGGUGGUGGGGGAGACCAAGUGGAUCACUAGCUCCCAGAUAGCAGAGAGCUCCGCCAGUGGCAGCGUGGCUGGCUUGUCCAUGGACCAAGGAGCCUCUGCAUCAGGAAAGCCGGUGUUCUAUAAGGGUGUGGCGGGCUCCCAGGUGACCCUGUCCAGCCUGGUGAACCAGAGCAGAGCCAUGUUGGAGGAGCAGGCCCGCCACCUGCUGACGGAGACAGAGAGGCAGACCAUGGGCUACUACGUGGAGGAGUACCGAGACGGACACAUAGGGGUGGAGCAACUGGUCAUGGCCCUGUUUGAACUGCUCAACACACACGCCAAGUUCUCCCUGCUAUCAGAGGUGCGUGGCCUGGUGACACCCCAGGAUCUGGAGCGUUUCGAUGGGAUGGUGCUGCGCCGUGAGAUCCAGGCUUUGAAGGCCCGGCAAGGGGGUGCCAGUGCGGCCGCCCUCCACCCUGACUCCCUCUCCAUGGUUUCCUACCCAGAUACCCUGGCCUCCUCGUCAGCCAGCUACAUGACCUCCACCACCCUCAGCUCAGCACGGAAUGACAGUACGGUGGAGAGUAAUGGGGGGGAUACUCAGGAGAGUCUGGAUGCGCUGCCUGACAUAUCUCUGGAUGAGGUGCACUCCACGUCCGAAUCUCCCCCCACCUUCAAACCCCCACCCCCCCCAGGGGUGCAGAGACGCCCCAGCAGACGGGACCAGGUCAAAAAGCUUCCCUCCUCCGAAUCCUCCCAUUCUGGGCUCUACUUCACCGCCCCCUCCCGUAACCCCCCCAUUGACCAGAGGGGGGAGCAAGGACCCCCCUCCUCACCCAAGGUCCCCCAUAAAAAGGAUACCUCAGUCCCCCCUAAGAGGGACCCCUCUGCCCCCCCUAAGGAGGAGAUGGCAACUGCCCAGCUCUCCAUGGUCAACAAGCACCCUAUAGGCCCCUUCCCCCGAGUCCAGUCCCCUACUAGGACCACCAAGCCUGCCGCCACCUCUCCAUCUCCACCCCCUCCGCCGCCGCUCACUGCCCCAUUCGCACCCCCUCCGCUUCCCCACAGCCAGGACAAGUCCUCCCCUGGCUCCAACAAACAGCACUUUGUCAUGGUGGAGGUCCAUAGGCCCAAUGCAGAGUCUGAUGUCAACGAGGUGCGGUCACUCCCCCAGGCACGAGAGGAAGUGCAUGUCUAUGUGUACUCAUGGGUGUAUGUGUUUCUACCUGAGUGUGUCCCUAUGCCAGUCUCUAACCUCCUGCACCCAUCCCCCCACCCCCCAGGUGCCAACCUGUCCCAGCUGUCAGACAGUGGACAGACGCUGAGCGAGGACAGUGGGGUGGACAUUGGCGAGUCAGGGCGUUUCAGCAAGGAAAGCAGUCCUCGUCCCGGCCGCAUACGCCCCCCACGACAUCCCCAGGGGGCAGGAGGGGACACCCCCUCCAAACCGCCGGGUCUCUUGGAGCCCACCUCCACACUAGUGAGGGUGGCAAAGAGUGCCAGCACCCUCGGCAUCGCCAUCGAAGGGGGUGCCAACACACGCCAGCCCCUGCCACGCAUCGUCACCAUACAGAGGGGCGGUUCGGCGCAUAACUGCGGGCAGCUGCGGGUGGGUCAAGUGAUCCUGGAGGUGAACGGGGUUUCCCUGAGGGGCCGGGAGCACAGGGACGCCGCACGCCUCAUCGCAGAGGCCUUCAAGACCAACGAGAGGGACCACGUGGACUUCCUGGUCACUGAGUUCAACGUGGCGCUAUAGGAGGAAGUAGAGGAGGUAGAGAGAGAGAGACUUGUCAUGGAGAAAGAAGGGACGAGGUAUAGGCACAGCAGAGGUAGAGAGGAGAGGGGGGCUGUUGGGGCAAAGUGGCAUAGGCCUACAUACUGUAUUUUACAUGGGUUCACCUACCAACUACCCUUGGUCCCUCCACCUUAGUAUCCUUCAGUUUAAUUCAAGCUUAAGCUACUCUACUAGACGCGGAUACAGUUGCACUCUAAGUUGAGUUGCACCCAUGAGAUUUCAGUAACAUUUUACUUGACAGCCAGUUUCAUGACACAUUCAUAACCAUGUCAUAAUAUGUCAUAACAGCUGACAUGACUUGUCAUAACCAUGUCAUAAUAUGUCAUAACAGCUGACAUGACUUGUCAUAACACUGUCAUAAUAUGGUCAUAACACUGUCAUGACCCAUACGGUUACACAUGUUGUGAUAUAUAUUGUGUUGUUUUAUGGCUGGUUAUAAGAGUGCCAAAACCCACAUUUAUUCAAAAGAGUUUUUUCCCUGCCAAGAAGUUUCCUUUCGUUUGAAAGUUUGUUUCUGAAACCGUCCUGUAUCACUUUACUUGGAACUGAGAAAAUACACUUUAUGACACUGUCAAGAAGCAUUACGACCAUCAUAAUCAUAUCAGCCAGACAGGCCUAUCACGUACAUGCCCUUAUAUCAGUCAUCAGUCAAUAAGAGGGUGUCUUGUCUUGCUCCUGAAAUCUGCUCCUUCAUUCAUCCCAGUCAUCAGCAACAGAGCAUUGGGGUAGGUGAAUGUCUGACAUCAACAUGUUUGCUAUAACAAUGGUAAUUUAAAAGCAAAAGAUAUAAACUCAGCAUAAAAAUAAACGUUCUCUCACUGUCAACUGCGUUUAUUUUCGGCAAACUUAACAUGUGUAAAUAUUUGUAUGAACAUAAGAUUCAACAACUGAGACAUAAACUGAACG